AUGGAACUGACCUCGAGAUCCCUUACAAUUUUACAGCUGCGUACAAAGAAACAGACGGUCUACGGAUCAAAGACCGAAGGGUCGUUGUGGACGUUGAGCGUGGGCGCAUGGUCCCUGGAUGGAGACCGAGGAGACUUGGCGGAGGCCUUGGUGGACGAGGAUAUACCAAGCAGGCCCCUGCAAAGCCUACAUUCGGACCCCCUGGUGGGUAUGGCGGCACAUUCAGAGGUGGUUACGGCGGUCGUGGAAACUUCCGCGGCGGUUAUCGCGGCGACCGAGGAGGCUAUGGUGGACGAGGUGGCAUUGGAUACCAAGGAGGAGGAGCAUUCGGCGGACGACAAGGGUAUCAGAAUGGACCUCCUCCUCCCAAUGCGCCCAGCGGACCUGGUGGCAGGGGUGGCUAUGGCGGAGGCUAUGAAGACCGGCGAAAUGGAUACGGUGGCGGAAGGGACCAACGCGGCGCAACUGGCAGCAACACCGAUCCACUCGGAGGACGAGAUCGUGGGUACGACAAUCGAGACCGAGACCGAGACCGAGAUCGAGACCGAGAUCGAGACCGAGAUCGAGAACGAGACAGAGACCGCGAUCGAUACGGUAGCAGCAGACGUGAAGACGACUACAGCUCGAGAAAACGAUACCACGAAAAUGACGGGUACGAUGAUCCCAGACAACGCAGAAGGUAUUGAACCUCCUCGUCCCGUGAUUUGUAUUGAGUACAACCUUUCUGCCACCUUAUGGCUGGUCGCGGGUGGGUCCUUUAAUGCUCAACAUCCUCAAACAAACCGUGGAGGUUUUCGGUCAACCUCAUGUCCCUUUGCAUUCGCACGGCCAUGGUAA
Messenger RNA from Fonsecaea erecta, 837 nucleotides. RefSeq lists its product as hypothetical. The transcript has a single exon. The record is from RefSeq and is a predicted model, not a curated record. The coding region runs from base 1 to 837 and encodes 278 amino acids. NCBI's taxonomy places the organism in Eukaryota, Fungi, Ascomycota, Eurotiomycetes, Chaetothyriales, Herpotrichiellaceae.